This is a messenger RNA of Phialemonium atrogriseum, 1233 nucleotides long. Its product is annotated as protein kinase. Gene Ontology annotation, molecular function: protein kinase activity; ATP binding. Bases 40 to 879 code for a protein of 279 amino acids. The transcript is spliced from 3 exons. Gene Ontology annotation, biological process: protein phosphorylation. Lineage: Eukaryota; Fungi; Ascomycota; Sordariomycetes; Cephalothecales; Cephalothecaceae. The record is from RefSeq and is a predicted model, not a curated record.
CACGUGUCGGCUUCCAAUUUCCACAAUUCUGCCCAUAGAAUGGACGAGUUCUGCAAAUACUUUGCAUUCCUCGCUUUUGGUGUAGAGGAGUGUGAAUAUGGUGCUGAAGAUGAGGCCAUGGAUGAAGAAAACAUGGAUGACGGUCAGCUCAGAAACCAAGACGUCACGAUUUCUGGAUGCUUCGAAUGGGUAGUAUCCCCAAUCCUACCGGUCCUGAAAAGCGUCGCACCACAGCCCACCCUCCCGUCAAAGGUGACACUGCAGCAUUUCCUCAGCGUCAAGUCCUUUGAGUGCGAACUUGGCGCUGUUGAUGAUGAAUUGCGGCUGGUAAAGCUCGAGCCAAGGGAUUCGGAGGAGCCUUACGUAGAGUUUGGCUACGACAACGAGGAAUCUGCCCCUUUGGAUACGAUAUUCCCGUCAAGGCGAGUCCUUGCAAAUGGCCAACAAUUCUUCUUCAAAUCUCUCGACUUGCUUGGAGAUGAUAUUGGCAGGAAGGAGGUUGGAAGAUAUGAGCAAGUUUUUCGAGCUAGUUUUGGGCCUAGUGUGCGAACCUCGCGUCUUUUUGGUGUUGUCCAAGAUGAGAAACAUCAGCUUGUGGGGCUUAUUCUUCACCAUAUUGACGAGCAUACCCUGCUGAGCGAUGCGGUAGAAACCCCUGAAACCCCAGAAUCGUCGAAAGAAAGGUGGAUCAGGCAAAUUCAGGACAUCUUGGCAGCACUGCGUGGAGCUGGUAUUGUUUGGGGAGAUGCAAAGCCUGAUAACAUUAUUAUCGACACACAUGGCGAUGCCUGGAUCAUCGAUUUUGGAGGCGGUCAUACUGAAGGAUGGGUUGACAAGGACAAAGCCGGAACUGUCGAUGGCGACCUUCAGGGCUUGUGAAACAUUCUCCAUUAUGUCUCUACAUCCUUGCAACAUCUCUACAUCUUGUCCUCAUUCUCGCUUCCUGUUCCCACCUGUAUUUGUUCGUUUUCCCUUAUUAAGACCCCCUAUCUGUAGCAACUCCAACACCAAGACUAAACACAGUAGCUAAUUACCUAAAUACCAUUGUCCCUAAUAACGUGAAAUUACACAUUUCCUACCGCAACGUCGACAAAUCUCAAAAUCCGACCCGGUUGAGAAGUCUGUAGCUAGUACUUGAUAUAAUUGGAUCGGGCUAGAUAAAUGUGCCCUUCCGCAUCUGGUCAGCCCAGGGUGGUUUUCAUGACUUCUCUUGGAUCGUUCAGAGGGCCAGUG